AGUUUCGGUGGACACCGGGCGAUCGUCCGCCCCUUUCACUCUUUGUCUUUUCAGAGAACGCAUGCUGGUAUUGAAAUCAUCCUAAGCAUCUUAGGGAGACUGGUGUCCACAGGUCUUCUGAAAGCCAGCCAGAGAGGAUCCUCUCCCCUGCAGCCUUCUUCAGAGCCGAGGGAGCAUGAGCCACUUGCAGAACUUACUGCUCGAUUCCCUCCUGGGCACGAAGCACGUGGACAGCGCAGCCCUCAUCAAGCUCCAGGAGCGGAGCCUGUCUGUAGCAUCACCAGGGUUCAGCGUAAUGCCCAGUGACGUCCGAACACUUGUGAAUGGGUUCGCCAAGAACCCUUUGCAAGCCAGAAGAGAAGGACUGUAUUUCAAGGAAAAGGACUACAAAUGCGUCCGGGCAGACGAUUAUUCUCUUUAUGCUAAGAACGAAAACACUGGUGUGAUUGUUGUGAAGACCCACCUGUAUCUUCUGGUGGCAACUUACACAGAGGGCAUGUACCCUAGUGUCUGCGUGGAGGCCACAGAGAAGCUGGGAGAAUAUCUAAGAAAAAAGGGAAAUUAAGUCAUCAGAAGACUAUGAAGGACAGCUUUUAUUGUUUCAGAAGAUAACUACAGAUUCUAAAAAAAAGCAAUGCCUUCUUCUGUUGUUGAAAAAGACCAGGCAGAAUAUACUGAAAAGGAAGAAUGAGUUAAUAGAGCAAUUUUUUUAAUUUCAAAAGAUUGAAAUUAAAUUGACUGGAAUUAUUGGGCCAACUUGUUUUUUUUAAGUGUUAGUCAUUGGCAUGAGUGUGAGAACACUGAUAGUGUCACAGGGCAUAUCUGUUGGGAGCAAUUAUGCCAGUCUCUACUUUCAUAGGGUUUUUUACACUUAUUUAUUUUUAAUUGUGGCAAAAGACAUAUAAUAUAAAAUUUACUAUCUUAACCACUUUAAGUAUCCAGUUCACUGGCAUUAAGUACAUUCACAUUGUUGUGCAAAC
Molecule: messenger RNA, 980 nt
Organism: Phyllostomus discolor (pale spear-nosed bat)
Lineage: Eukaryota; Metazoa; Chordata; Mammalia; Chiroptera; Phyllostomidae
Gene: PFN4
Product: profilin family member 4
Exons: 4
Coding region: 176-565 (129 amino acids)
Cellular component (GO): cell cortex
Molecular function (GO): actin monomer binding
Source: RefSeq, a predicted model, not a curated record